UUGAAGCAAAGUUUGCAAGAUUCACAUGCCAUCACUGCAAAACCUCCUCACUAUCUGAGCGAUCUAAAGUUCUUACUGGGGAUAAAAACAACAUGACAAGACAGGAAAAAGAGUCACCCACACAAACCAAAGACACCACCUUGCAUCGUGGUGCGAGCAAACUCUUUACAGUCUACCACUGAAUCCAUCACUGAAUGAUCACGGCAGAGUGUCUGUAGAGGUUUAACGUGUUUAUUCUUUGCUACAGAGGAAGAAGACAACACUGCUAAGAUGUCACACCUGAACUUAAACAUUUUUAUCUUCAAUUUAUUUUUUCUGAGCUCAGAAUUUGUCUUCAGUUAUGAUUUUAAUGUGAUCCAGCCAACAUCGGUCUCGGUUCAGCAUGUGAACCCAGACCAAACCGCCUCAAUCAGCUGUGAGCAUAAAUCAUACGAAUCUAAACUUAAGGAUGUUCGACUGUACAGAUUGUCACAGCAUGCGAAAGAAGAGCUGCUGUGUCAGAAGGGACAGGCUUGCUGUAACGAUGUCACCCUGAGUCUGAAUUCCACCAAGUUUGUUUUCACUUUUCGAAACAUUAGACCAGAAACAAUAAGAGCCACCUAUCAGUGUGAGAUAACACUGGAGUAUGGCGGUGUGGAUUACACCAGGAGAGGAACAAAUACCGCACUGUUAUAUGAUUUUAAGGUGAUCCAGCCGGAGGUUCAGCAUGUGAACCCAGACCAAACCUCCUCAAUCAGCUGUGAACAUGACUCUUAUGAGUCUAAGCUUCAGGAUGUUCGACUGUACAGAAUUUCACAGAAUGUGAAAGAAGAGCUGCUGUGUCAGAAGGGACAGGCUUCCUGUAAAGAUGUCACCCUGAGUCUGAGUUCCACCAAGUUUGUUUUCACUUUACGAAACAUUAGACCAGAAGCAAUAAGAGCCACCUAUCAGUGUGAGAUAACAGUGGAGUAUGGCGGUGUGGAUUACACCAGGAGAGGAACAAAUACCACACUGUUAUAUGGUGAAAAGGACUGCCCUCCUCUUGAUAAAUCUGUGCUGGGAUGGAUUCUGAUUGGUCUGCUGGCCCUGAUGUUCCUGUACAGCUGUGUUAUCACCUGCCUCUACGUCAGACUGACAGCCACCGUCUGGAAAAACACCAAAGCUUGUGAGAACUCCACCUAUGUGGUAAUGAAUCCUCCAACCCAGAAGAGGCAGCAUGAAGACAUUUACCAAAUGAUGCAGUCUUAGGAUAAACCCUGCACUUGAACAGGCAGUGAUAGACCGUCUUUACCCUCUUUAAUAGUGUUCUACCGAACGGAACCAGCAGGGGGAGACAAAGACUGCCUGAAGAGAUUGUUCACAUUCACACCAGAAGAAGCUACCUGGUCACGGCGACGACAAACUACUUGGCAAUAAAUAUCAUGUAAAUAUAGUUUAGAGAAGCUUUCAGAGAGUUUUAUGUUUGGAUGGAAAAUCUGACGUGAAGCUGUUCAAGUCAGAACAGCGUCAAUAUAAACCAGUUUUUAUUA
Molecule: messenger RNA, 1508 nt
Organism: Xiphophorus maculatus (southern platyfish)
Lineage: Eukaryota; Metazoa; Chordata; Actinopteri; Cyprinodontiformes; Poeciliidae
Exons: 7
Coding region: 271-1227 (318 amino acids)
Source: RefSeq, a predicted model, not a curated record